UUCUCUACUUCCAUUUUUCUUUCUUCUUCACAAUUCAGUGAUGGAUUGGGUACGAGGAGAAUCACUUGGUAGAGGAACCUUUGCAACUGUUAAUCUAGUCUUACCCAAAGGUGCUUCGAAUUCUACUCUAUUUCCUUCUCCGACAGCCGUCAAAACAUCCGAGGUUUCAACCUCGUAUACCCUUAAAAACGAGAGACAUGUUCUUGAUUGUCUAGGUUCCUGUCAACAAAUGAUUCGCUGUUUCGGAGAUGAUUAUACCUUUGAGAAUGGCCACGAGUAUUACAAUUUGUUUCUUGAAUACGCUUCCGCUGGAACUCUUGCUGAUCAAGUUAAAUUCCACGGUGGCCGGAUUCCAGAACUAAAUAUUCGCGGUUACACCAGGUCAAUCGUGGAGGGCCUUAACCAUAUUCAUAGCAAUGGAUUCGUUCAUUGUGAUAUAAAGCUUCAAAACAUUCUUGUAUUUCAUGAUGGUGAAAUCAAAAUCGCUGAUUUUGGUUUAGCUAAAAAAUCAGGGGAAGAGCAGAGUGAAAAACAGAGGUUCGAAUGCAGGGGUACUCCACUGUAUAUGUCGCCGGAAUCAGUGAUCCACGGAGAGCAUGAGUCGCCGGCAGAUAUUUGGGCACUUGGGUGUGCCAUGGUGGAGAUGAUGACGGGAAAACCAGCAUGGAAUAUAGAGAAGGAUUCGAAUAUGUUGUCGUUGUUGCUUCAAAUUGGUACAGGAGAAAAAUCACCGAUGAUACCAGAAGAUUUGUCAAAAGAAGGAAAAGAUUUUGUUGAGAAAUGUUUAGUUAAGGAUCCAAGAAAAAGAUGGACGGCUGAGAUGCUUUUGAAUCAUCCUUUUAUUGAAGACGUGAAGAAUGUUAACGAACCAUCACCAAGAAAUCAUUUUGAUUUCAAUGAUUGGGUUUCUAGUGUUGGUGAUGCAGCUCCAAGCUCCCCGGAAUAUGAAGAAUUGUGUCAAUGGGAUUUUGAUUAUUGUUCUUGUUUGGCAGCGGAUCGGCUCAGGCAGCUUGUGACGGUUGAAUUGCCCGUUAGUUGGUCAGAAUCAGACAGUUGGAUUAAUGUUAGGUCAGAAUGAGUGAGAUUGUAAGAUUUUUUUUUUUUUUUUUAUAGAAAACAAUCUCAUUCAUUAAAUGAAAAAGAGAGAAUACAAACAUAAAGAAAUAAAAUGUGUUAGGGCAUUUCUCAUCAACACAUUGACAACAUCACUAAUAAUUAAGACUAACAAGCUAUGGACAUUACAAAGCUUUGAGAGAAUAGAAACCAAAAGGAAGGUACCAAACCAAAACUUUAAUCCAAUCAACCAAGCAAAGUUCUUCCACAAGAGACAUGUGAGUUUUGGAACUCCAAUCUUUAAAUCUAUCCAAUUACGGAUCAUAUCUUUAGCUUUGACACUAGCUUUAUCACGCUCAAAUCGAUUAUUCGGGUUCACGAUAUUGAUUAAUCUCAUCACUUGUGAAUGAAACAAUUGUUGACUGAAAAGAGGAGUUUGAUUUACCACAUCCCUAGUAAGAUUCUUACUCCAAAACACAUUUCCUCCGUCCAAGCUUCUUUGAGGCAUUUCAUCAAAUACCUUGAGCACAAACUUAAAACAACCUAAAUCUAAUAAUAACACACCCAACAAAACAAACCAAACAAGAAAAAAUAGAACACACAACAA
Vicia villosa (hairy vetch) is the source of this 1660-nucleotide messenger RNA. RefSeq names its product mitogen-activated protein kinase kinase kinase 20-like. Gene Ontology annotation, biological process: protein phosphorylation. The coding region runs from base 41 to 1078 and encodes 345 amino acids. NCBI's taxonomy places the organism in Eukaryota, Viridiplantae, Streptophyta, Magnoliopsida, Fabales, Fabaceae. The record is from RefSeq and is a predicted model, not a curated record. The transcript has a single exon. Gene Ontology annotation, molecular function: protein kinase activity; ATP binding.